GUCGCCGCCGCCGCCGCCGCCGAAGCGAAGCACUCGCCGCGAGACGCGUCCGCCAUUUGUGCUGGUUGGUGAGACUGUGGGAGUAGAGUGGGGAGAGAGUGCUGCGAUGGCGAGUGGGGAGGUUGCCUCUGAGGUCCCGGUGACUGAGGCGGAGGCCGCGGAGGCUGUCGCGGAGACGACGGCGGCGGAGAAGAAGGCCGCUCCGAAGCCGAAGAAGGCGGGCCGGCCCGCCAAGGAGAAGCCGGCCAAGGAGAAGAAGGUGAAGGAGGCCACGGCCAAGAAGCCCCGCGUCGCCGCCGCCCACCCGCCGUACGCCGAGAUGAUCACGGAGGCGAUCGUGGCGCUGAAGGAGAGGACCGGGUCGAGCGCCCACGCCAUCGGCAAGCACAUCCAGGCGAACCACGGCGCCAACCUGCCGUCCAACUUCCGCAAGCUCCUCUCCGGGCAGCUCAAAAAGCUCGCCGCCGCCGGCAAGCUGGCCAAGAUCAAGCACUCCUUCAAACUCCCCUCCGCCCGUCCUGCCGCUCCGGCCGCCGCUGAAGCCAAGCCCAAGGCUGCUGCCGCCGCCGCCGCGAAGCCCAAGCCCAAGGCGGCGGCGAAGCCGAAGGCUUCCGCUGCUGGUGCUACCAAGGCCGUGAAGCCGGCCACCAAGGCCAAGGUCGCCGCUGCGCCGGCGCCGAAGCCCAAGGCAUCUCCCAAGGCGAAGGCCAAGACCGCCUCCUCGCCGGUCAAGCCCCGCCCCGCCAAGUCCGCCAAGACCUCCGCCAAGGACACCCCUUCCAAGAAGGCUGCACCGGCGGCGGCGGCCAAGAAGACGGCUCCCGCGGCGACGGCGGCCAAGAAGAAGGCUCCGGCGGCCGCACCCAAGAAGGAGGCCGCCGCGCCGGCUCGCAAGGGCGCGGCGAGGAAGACCAAGAAGUAGAGCCCGCCGCCGACGACGCCGCUCUACGUAGGCCAGCCUCACCUUUUGAUCUCCGCCGGCGACAGCGCCAUUAGCACCAGCAGUAGCAGAAAACGUGUUCUGUAAAUGCUCGUUCGUCUUAGCAGCUCAGCUCCUCCACCAUUUCGUAUCACCCCCCGCCUGUAAUCAUAGGGUUCCAUCCUUAAUACCAUAAUACAAACACCUAGUAUUUCAUCUCAAUCUCGUAUGCUACACACAUCUUUUGGUCGAUGGAUUUUGAAUCGUUCUUGAAUUCUGAUGCUAUCCUCUGAUUGAUUUGGAUUGGGAAUCCGACGCUGUUACAGAUUAUUAAUCGAGAUGU
Molecule: messenger RNA, 1262 nt
Organism: Oryza brachyantha (malo sina)
Lineage: Eukaryota; Viridiplantae; Streptophyta; Magnoliopsida; Poales; Poaceae
Product: histone H1-like
Exons: 2
Coding region: 107-922 (271 amino acids)
Biological process (GO): chromosome condensation; negative regulation of DNA recombination; nucleosome assembly
Cellular component (GO): nucleosome; nucleus
Molecular function (GO): structural constituent of chromatin; double-stranded DNA binding; nucleosomal DNA binding
Source: RefSeq, a predicted model, not a curated record